GGCGACUUGCUGCGGCACAUCGAAGCAAAAGAGGCGGCGCAUUGCAUUUUUAACCACAGCCACCUUCAUUGCCCCGCACGCAACUAUAGUCGGAACAAGUCCGAGCAGCAUCCUAGCCUUGGACGUCGGAGGAGAGACUCGACAAGAACAAGUACGAAAAGCCGCCCCCGCGCUUUCGAAGCGGCCUCAAAACUAGACCUGGCCUCUGGCACGAGAGGUGCCGACUGUGAUGUAGGUUACCGAGGCAUCGACCCCAUUGCCAAUGUUGUUGCUAGUCAACGACGACAAGAUGCCAGGCCGUUUGUGCCAACAGACCGACACCAGCCCCAGCAUAAUCGCCUCUGUCAUGAACGAGAAAAGAUCCUUUCAACAAGCCAGCGUGACACUUCGCAGAAUUUUUGCAUCGACAGACGUUGCAAAGAUCACAAACAUAUUACAGCGCGCGGCCACAUGUCUGCAAGAACCAGUCACGAGGACGUGAGUAGGCAAGAUCGCAAAGCAGGCAGAGAAAGCUUUUCUUUGGAAAGCUCCGCUCUAUCGGCUUUUAGUAUUGUGGAAAGUGACGACAUGACUAGGUCGCGCAGGACUUCAAACUCUAGUUCGCUCUAUCGUAGAGAUGUUGCUUUGGAGCUCUCGCUAUCCGGCACCGCAUCAGUCCUUCGUCACUCGUCUUCCGGAAAUUCCAAGACAAGCACGCGCGAUAUCGCAAUGAAUUCCACAAAUAGCAGCGAACAAUGGCAGAAGGGCGUCGCACCCGGAGCAAGAGGUGAAGAGCGUGAUAGCGGAGCAGCAAUAGACGAUCCUCAUCGACCAGGAUCCUCUUCUCGCUUACGAACUAGCUGUAAGGCGAAGAAGGUGGACAAAGACGGUCAUAUGCUCCGGAGAGGCAAGCAACAAAAUUCUAGACAACAUGGAGCUUCAGUGCACAAGAAGAUUCGUGAGAGUUGGAGCCAGAAUGGAUCGAGCAGACUGUCGCGUGGGGAUAGUGGACCCUCUUCACGUGUGUCGCUGUCGUCUGCAAUUAAGACCGAAUACACUAAAGAUAUUUACCAAGUGCAGCAUUACAGUAGAGUGAGCUUCGCUAGUUCUGAGUAUGCCGACGACAUAUAAUUGAUGUAGGCUGAGAAAGUAGAUGUAGGGCUGCAGGCGCUUCUCUAACGAAACGAGUGGCCAGGUUCAAUUCCCCGCUGACUUCGAACGACGGCGGGCCGUAAAGAAACAGAAACGCUCAGAGGCGGAUGAGGAUCGUACCUGCUUGGGAGAGUCGCUGAAAUGCCUCUGGAAAAAUGGCGUGGUGAUUAAGGCUACAAUCUUGUCCACAUAGGAAGAUGCGAAUUGAAACAUGAGUGAACUUCUACAGGAAAUCUUUUCUACUAGAAUUUUGUGGUCCCUGGCGCCGAGGUUAGAAGUAUUACAAUAAUGUGAAUCGGUAAUGUAUGGACCGCAAGUGUCUAAGUUCAACUGUGUAAUGCAGGCAGUGGCGAAGCAGCAAACGCGAAAAGAGCAAAUGAACACGAACAGCGGCCCUUUUGCACCACCACCACCACCACCACCACCAGAAUUCUACGAUGGUGCGCGGCACGACGCCAAUGAUGGUGCGCCUCCGUCGUGCAGAGUCUACCCACACGACGCAACUGGAGCAGCUGCGCAAGUAGUGAACAAGCAUCUUCGAUUAGAUCUGCAGAGACACCAGAUGGCUGCCCUGCAAAGGCAGCGGAAACAGUUGUUUCUUUAG
Molecule: messenger RNA, 1735 nt
Organism: Amoebophrya sp. A25
Lineage: Eukaryota; Dinophyceae; Syndiniales; Amoebophryaceae
Source: the annotation of a GenBank genome assembly